Vicugna pacos (alpaca) is the source of this 402-nucleotide messenger RNA. RefSeq names its product RNA polymerase II, I and III subunit L (gene POLR2L). Gene Ontology annotation, molecular function: zinc ion binding; DNA binding. Gene Ontology annotation, biological process: transcription by RNA polymerase II; transcription by RNA polymerase I; tRNA transcription by RNA polymerase III. Gene Ontology annotation, cellular component: RNA polymerase III complex; RNA polymerase II, core complex; RNA polymerase I complex. NCBI's taxonomy places the organism in Eukaryota, Metazoa, Chordata, Mammalia, Artiodactyla, Camelidae. The record is from RefSeq and is a predicted model, not a curated record.
GGAUCGAGGAGCUGAUCGGCUGACUGCUCCGGUACCGCCAUGAUCAUCCCUGUGCGCUGUUUCACGUGCGGCAAGAUUGUCGGCAACAAGUGGGAGGCCUACCUGGGGCUGCUGCAGGCCGAGUACACCGAGGGGGAUGCCCUGGAUGCGCUGGGCCUGAAGCGCUACUGCUGCCGCCGCAUGCUGCUGGCCCACGUGGACCUGAUCGAGAAGCUGCUCAACUACGCACCCCUGGAGAAGUAAUGUGGGCCCAACAGACAGCAUCCUGCCCACAGCUCGUCCCCCCUGGUGUGGGGACCUGGAAGCCAUGCCUGCCCACAGCCCUGUCAGCUUGCAUCUCCCUCUCUGGAAAGAACCAUCCGAUAAAGGUUUUUGAGGGCUACCUGGAGGUCCUAAGAGUUG